AUGUUUGCUGUCUCUGCUUUGGCAAAUCCUUUGGCAAAAUCACCAUUUUAUUUGACAAAACGCGCUCCUCUUUGCGGCGAUGUGUGUACAUUUAUGUGUGGAGCUUGCGAAUGCACUGGUGGUGGAUGCGACGAUAAACCUACUUGCUCCGGCGAUGACGUCAAAUGCACUGGUGAAUGCGGCAAUGUAUGCGACGGUAAAUGCGGAACUUGUACCUUUAAAUGUACUGAAUGCACUGGAACUCCUCCA
Molecule: messenger RNA, 249 nt
Organism: Funneliformis geosporum
Lineage: Eukaryota; Fungi; Glomeromycota; Glomeromycetes; Glomerales; Glomeraceae
Source: the annotation of a GenBank genome assembly